CUGUGCCGCAGACCGCCCCGCCCACGCGCUUCCGGGUGGAGGGAACUUUCUCCCGUCAGCCCCCGCGCGCGGGGCACCUCUGGCAGCGGCAAGAUGGCGGACAAGCCGGUUCCCCUGAAGAACACGCGACUGCUGGACGUGAAGCUGGGGCAGGUGCCGGCCUGGGUGGCAGCGCGGGACUACAGCCUUAGUGGGAUGGUGGGGGCCGUGCAGAGAGGUUAUGGCAGCUUCUGUAGUAAGUACAUCAAUGUGAAGAAGGGGGGAUUGACUGGUUUUACCAUGGUGCUUGCUGGCUACGUUCUCAUGAGCUACAUGGCAAACUACGACCACCUGAAGCAUGAGCGUUGGAGAAAGUAUCACUGAAACACAAGCCUGCUGAAGAAAGCCUGGUUGCAGUCCUGGACUCUGACUCAGCUACUAGAACAACUUCCUGAACGAAGGCAUUUAUGCUGUUUGCACCGAAUUCUGCACUGUUAUAAUUCCAGGCAGACUAUGACCAAUAAAAAAA
Molecule: messenger RNA, 508 nt
Organism: Gavialis gangeticus (Gharial)
Lineage: Eukaryota; Metazoa; Chordata; Crocodylia; Gavialidae
Gene: ATP5MF
Product: ATP synthase, H+ transporting, mitochondrial Fo complex subunit F2
Exons: 4
Coding region: 94-363 (89 amino acids)
Biological process (GO): proton motive force-driven mitochondrial ATP synthesis
Molecular function (GO): proton-transporting ATP synthase activity, rotational mechanism
Source: RefSeq, a predicted model, not a curated record